Molecule: messenger RNA, 3116 nt
Organism: Maylandia zebra (zebra mbuna)
Lineage: Eukaryota; Metazoa; Chordata; Actinopteri; Cichliformes; Cichlidae
Source: RefSeq, a predicted model, not a curated record
GCUACCCCACGUACAUGCUCAUAUCCGGAGAGAGACAGACAGAGUAAGAGAGAGAAAGAGAGAGAGAGAAGACUGACUUCCUUCUUUUUUGCUCUGCAGACGCGUGCGUGACCUAUCUGCUCCCGGAUUUCCCUGCAACUUUUUUAUUUUUUCUUGCGAUUUUUAUACUGUUUUCAUCGUCGCAUUCCUCCUUCCUUUGGAAUGAACUGUUUUCCUGCCUGCAUCGUUUCCAUGCCAGCAUGGGAACUGCUGUGUCCAAGAGGAAGAAUUUAAGAAACGAUGCGAUUUCUUCUGUGGCAGCAAAAGUUAGAGCAGCGCGAGCAUUUGGAGAGUACCUGUCCCACACACACCCUGAAAACCGAAACGGAUCAGCUCAUCUUCUGUGUGAAACCUUGGUGGGUCCUGACCCGGAGUCGCCAAGUGACACAUUUGGCCCCAACAACAACAACCACCUCCAUCCCUGUUCUGAAACUAAGGGCUGUGAGGACAAACAGGAGACCAGCCUAGUGACACAGCCACUGGGCUUACUCCAGCCAACCCCAUCUUCUAUCACACUUUCUAACAAGGCACCAGCACGAUUGUCCCUCGAACGCAGCUUCUCAGUGGAGGAAGACCAGCAGAAGUGUGUGGAGUGUACACUGCAGCCUUCACGUGUGUACACCAUCACCACCCAGCACGGUAUGCUGAUGAGCGCCGGCCAGGGCAGCAAGGAGAGCCUCGAACUGGACGUCCUAAAGGAGAAGUCGGGGAGCAGUGGGGUAGGAUCUAGGGGUGGCUCGAUCCAGCCUUCCAAUUCCCCUUCCUCCGCCUCAUCGUCUCCAACCCAGUACCAUCGCGUAAGCAGUGGCCGUGGCACCAGCAGCUGUGGCAGCCACCAUCACAGCAACCAUCACCAUAGUAUGCACCAUCAUGGAAACCACCACCACCACAAUGUCUCGAGCAUGAAUCCACCUUCCAGCAGCGGAGGAAGUAGCGCGGCAAGUGGAAGCAGCAGUAGCAACCAGCAGCCGCAGCUAACCGCUGCAGGCUCUCACUCUCAUCAUGCAUCACACCACCACACCCACCAUCAUCAUCACCUGUCUCAGCCUCCACUGCAGACCUCGGUCAGCGCCCACAACAUUCGUAGCUGGGGCGAAGGUGGAAAAGGGGAGGCGGAGUGUAGCGGGUUGGCUUGUGAGUCGUGCAGUACUGCUCCCUCUCGAAGCCAGGGUUCCCUGGACCUGGAGAGUGCAUCGAGAGAGGCAGGCAAGCAGCACCGACGCCUAGAGCGGAUGUGGAGUGUGGACCGGAUGACUGGGCUGGAGAGAGAGGACACCAACUGGUUCCCCAAGGAAAAUAUGUUCACCUUUCAAACUGCUACAACAACCAUGCAGGCGAUCUCGAACUUCCGGAAGCAUCUUCGGAUGGUGGGCAGCAGAAGGCUUAAAGCACAGACAUUCGCUGAACGUAGAUCGAAGAGUUUCAGCCGUUCCUGGAGUGAUCCCACCCCUGUCAAGAAUGACUCUCCUCAUGAACCCAGAGAGAGUGGAGACCUGCAGACCUCUUGUGGCACUCUGGAUGAAGGAGGUCUUGACGACAAUAUAGACUGGGAGGAGGAAAGGGAGAUGGAGAGGCUGGCAUGUGAGGGAGAUGACUUUAUACCUCCCAAAAUCAUGCUGAUCUCUUCUAAGGUCCCCAAGGCCGAGUACAUUCCCACCAUAAUCCGUAGGGACGACCCCUCCAUCAUUCCCAUCCUCUAUGACCAUGAACAUGCAACUUUUGAUGAUAUUUUGGAGGAAAUAGACAAGAAGCUCACAGCUUACAGGAGAGGAAGCAAGUUCUGGAGGAUGCUCAUCUUUUGUCAAGGAGGCCCUGGUCAUCUGUAUUUACUGAAGAAUAAAGUGGCAACGUUUGCUAAGGUGGAAAAAGAGGAGGACAUGAGCCAAUUCUGGAGGAGACUCAGUCGCUUCAUGAGUAAAGUCAAUCCAGAACCAAACCUGAUCCACAUAAUGGGAUGCUAUGUCCUGGGUAACCCCAAUGGCGAGAAGCUGUUCCAGAAGCUGAAGAAUCUGAUGAGGCCUUAUUCUGUUGAGUUCGAGUCACCGCUGGAGCUGUCUGCACAGGGCAAAGAGAUGAUCGAGGCGUACUUUGACUUCCGCCUCUACCGCCUUUGGAAGACGAGGCAACACUCCAAGCUGUUGGACUAUGAGGAUUUUUUGUGACAAAGACAUCUGGAUCAAUGGUGCAGCGGAGCCCUCCAGUGCCACGAGGAACCUGUUAAAACUGAUCCAGCAUUUGAACAUUGCUCAGCUGUAGUGCUCGGCCCGCCGACUCGACACAAACAGUCAUACCCGCGUUCACCCUUGAGAGGCUGGGAGAAGAGGGAAGGCAAUAGUAGACCAAGGGGCUGAAGAUGAAUUAAAUUAUGCUGUGCCUCCGCUCUUCCUCGUUUUCAAAAAGAAAGGUCACCGACUAACAGGGAAAAAAAGGCCAAAUCAACAUAAAAGGGGGGGGGGAGCGAGAGAGAGCUGGAUUUGUUUGCAUCAUGGCAAACAAAUCUGUCUGCCUCUUGAGUUUGAAAGCAAAAUCCAUAUGUCAAAUGUGUACAAAAGAAAUACCAUUAGAGUCACACUCCUCUGUUGCAAGGACUUCAUUUUUGAAGCUGAUGAUGCGCGUCAGAAAACUUCCUGAAAUUCAUUCUGUCAUACUGUGGUUCUGUGUUUUGACUGGACCUCCCAAAUAAUCUCAGACCCCAGAGUAAAAUACUAAAUAAACCAUACGUUGAUGUGUGUAUAUAUCACAUUAAUAUAUUAGCAUAGCUUCAGUCAUGCAAAUUACUCUAUUACAAGAGAAAUAAUGCAUCAUUUAUUUUUGAUGUGCAUUGUUGUGCAAUUUCAUAUGGAAAUACUUUGGAAUAACUCAGGUUUUAGCCAUGAAGUAAUUAACCUGUUUGUCUAUCAAGAUAUUGUAAUCUUCAUCGCCAUUGCUUGGAAUGAAUGUAUUAUCUCUCCAGAGAUGCGUCUUUGGUUUGAGGAACUAUUCUCAUUGGGGGGAAAGUACAAUGUUCGAACAUCGUGUGGGUGUGUGGGUGUUUUCCUUGUAAAACAAAAAAAACAACAAAACAAAACAAAAAAACA